UGAUAUUAAACUUGUAUGUUUACUUUCAUGACAGAUACGGCGAAUACUUGUGAUGAUGAUGAUGCGAUCGAAUGUUCUUACCAAAAGUGGGACCGUUUGAUUUGUUUUGUCUGAGAUUGAAUUAAAUUACGAAUGAACUAUUGACACAACAGAACAUUCUACUAUAAAUUUUUAAUCAAACUUUUUAUAAAAUUACAUAAAUUUCUGUAAUGGCGGAGGUUUGCGAUGUGGCAGUGCCUAGUGUUGACUGUAAAAAUGACGAUAGAGAAUUUCUCUGUGGUGUUGUUGAAGGUUUUUAUGGAAGACCUUGGACUCCAGAACAGAGGCGAGAUUUAUUUGAGAAAAUGAAGAAGUUGGGUUUGAAUGCUUAUAUGUAUGCUCCAAAAGAUGAUUUCAAGCAUCGAGCAUACUGGAGGGAACUGUAUUCUGUAGAAGAAGCAGAACAUUUAACAUCGCUUAUCCAAGCUGCAGCAGAGAAUGAUGUUACAUUUUUCUAUGCAUUGUCACCUGGUUUAGAUAUAACAUAUUCAAACCCUAAAGAAAUUCUUGCUCUUAAGCGAAAAUUGGAGCAGGUUUGCCAGUUUGGUUGCAGUGCGUUUGCUCUUCUUUUUGAUGAUAUUGAACCAGAGAUAAGUGAGACAGAUAAAGAAGUUUACCAAUCUUUUGCCCAUGCACAGGUUGCUGUUGCCAAUGAAAUUUUCGAAUAUCUUUCCCAUCCAAAGUUCAUAUUUUGCCCAACUGAAUAUUGUGCUGCUAGAGCUAUUCCAAAUGUUCAGAAUUCAGAAUACUUGAAUACAAUUGGACAGAAGUUGCAUCUGAAUAUAGAUAUAAUGUGGACUGGUCCUAAAGUUAUUUCUAAGGAAAUAACUAUUGAAUCUAUUCAGGAGCUUUCAGAGGUAUUGCAUCGUCCACCAUUGAUUUGGGAUAAUCUACAUGCGAAUGAUUACGAUCAGAAACGAUUAUUUCUUGGCCCUUAUUGUGGAAGAUCAACUGAACUUAUACCUAGGCUAAGAGGAGUUCUGAGUAAUCCUAACUGUGAAUAUGAAACAAAUUUUGUUCCAAUUCAUACUUUGUCUCAGUGGAGCAAAUGUACUAUUGAUGGAAAAAGAGAAUUAAAUUUAAGUGAUUCAGUGAGUGCUGAUAUAAAACUUGAAACAGAGAAUGAGUUUGGUUCUACGGAAGAUUUAGUUUCUCCUGUUAGUCCGAAUACAUAUCAUCCAAAAAAUGCUCUGAAAAUUGCAAUUAAGGACUGGAUGCCUGAAUUUUAUAAAGCAAAAAAUGCAUUUGGGAGAACAAUAAGUGCUCCUUUAGUUCCUACUCCAAUUCCAGCCUGUCCUUUGCCAGUCAUUACUUCUUGUUUUUCUACUGCAAAUAUACCCACGCCUGCUGCUCCUGGUCGUGCUAGUCCUGUUUUAGAUUCAUCCUAUCAACCUUUAUCCAAUGAAUUAGUUAAUUCAUUAAUAACUAAUACUACUCCCAAAGAAUCAAAUAAUUUGGAACCCAUGGAUUGUAAUCCAUUGCCUCCUUCACCUAAGCUUUCACUUACAGUUGAAAAUGAAAUUAUUCUGGAAACAGAUUCUAAGCCUGAAGAUCAGCCAGAAAUAUCAUUGAAAGAGGAGAUAACUGAAGAAAUGCAAACUGAACCUAUUGAUGUAGUAGGUAAUAAUGAUUCAGAACCAAAACAGCUUACAGAAAGUGACAUUACCUUGUUAAUAGACUUAUUUUAUCUACCUUUUGAGCAUGGAAGAGAAGGUAUUAAAAUAUUGCAAGAAUUUCAUUGGCUGAAAUCCCAUGGGUAUAUUGUAUGCCAAAGUAAGAGAAAAGGAAGAGAACCUGAGAGUCCUGAAGUUCAAGAAUGGUUAAACCGAGUAGCUAAAUUUGAUAAUAUGACUCAAGCUGUUGGAAAAUUAUUGAUGCACUUAACAUUUUGUCCUAACAGGUCUCUACUUUAUGACCUUUAUCCUUACAUUUGGGAUAUAAAAGGUGUUGUUUCCAUGUUGAAUUCGUAUUUAAAAUGGAUUGCUCUUCGUCGUGUUCCUUUGCCUGUGUCCAGUUUGAUGUCUUCUCCAUUCACAUGGUUUUCUAAAGGUUACAAAGAAACAUUUAUGAGUGGUGAACAAGAACCGUGGUCAUUUUUGGGUGGUCUUACAGCUGAAUUACAACAUCUUCUUCCCUUGGAAAGUGUGAAUGAUUUGUUUCUGUAUAAAUCUCCUGAAAUACCAAAUAAUAAAAUUUACACUAUCCGUCCUUAUUUGCCAUCUGAUGAGGCUCAAGUAUAUGAUGUGUGUAGAAGAACAUGUGAUGAUGGAAUGGAUGGUAGUGAAGUUUUUCCAGAAUAUCCAGAUUUGAUUGGUGACAAAUUAGUUGGACAUUUCUUAUGUCUGAGUCCAGAAUACUGCUUUGUUGUUGAGGAUGAGAAUGGUAUUUGUGGUUAUGCUUUGGCUGCUUUAGAUGCCCGACAACUUAAAACUAAAUCUGAAAUGUGUUGGAUACCAGAACUUCUUACAAAAUAUCCUGCGCCGAAGAAAGCGAGUGGUGAGAUGUUAACUCCUGCCGAAGAAAUAAUAGCUGGUUUCUACAAUCGUCAGAAAGUAGGCCCUCCUGAGAUAGUUUAUGUGCAUCAUCCUUCAACGUUAAGAAUGAACAUUCUACCUACUGUGAGUGAUCCAAGUGUACCUAAGCGUAUGCUUACUUGCAUUUUAUCGACUUUGAAAGCUAAUGGAUCGCAUGGUGUUUUUGUGGAUGUGACUGUUGGUGAUAAAAAUAUUGUAGAUUUCUUUUCAAAACUUGGAUUUUUGGAAAUAGCUCAUCCUGGGUUCCAUGUUGAAGACGUUUUUUACAUGGGAAGAACAUUUUAACUUCUAACCUAAUUAAAUGUUUUCAACUAUUUGUGUUUCUUUGCCUGUUGAAGCCGUUUAAUGAUGUAAUUUGUUAAUUCAAGAAGUGACAAUCUCAGAACCUGCGUAUAUGUCAUGCUUUAGUGUUGGACAUUAAAUUGCUGUCAAACUGAUGGCAUUUCUGAAUGGAAUAUUUAAGUGCAACUUUUUUUAAGUUACCUAUUUACACUUACAGUUUAUUUACUUAUGUAUUUGUAUUUAAUGAGAUCUGUUAGUGUUAUUCCUUGUGUUGGUUUUAUAGGUCUCUUGGUAGACACUAAAUGCAAAUCUUUUUUUUAUAUUCCGUAACUAUCACCCUAAAUUAUUUUUCAAAUAAAUUCAGCUAGCUUUUGUUAUUUUAGAAUACUUUUAUAUUAUUAAAAUAAACGAGCUUCUUUCUCUUACUGGUUAAUUUCUUAUUUUAUAUAUUAAUCCUGCUGUUCUGUUCGGGUCUAUAUGACCCGAAAUAAAAUUUAUACGUUCAUAAAAUAAAUAUAGUACUGGGAUAUUUUUACGAAAUUUCGUGACAUCGUUGGUAAAUAAUAUAAAUAUGUACUUCUAGAGCAGGGAUAUGGCACGCGACACAAUAUUUUGAGCACGCCGCCGAUCAAAACGGUUUGCAAAACGGCUUGCAUGUGACUUCAUUUGAUAAACUGAAUUUGUCCCAAUUCGAUUGGUUGAAAAUCGAAGAAUUUGAAAUGCAACUGAUUGAUUUCCAGCCUAGUUCAAUGUGGAUUCAAAAAUUUAUUGAAACCAGGAAAAAGUUGGAAUUGAUUGAAACAGAAAGGUUAGCAAGUAAGUAGAAAUGCCAGUAACGAAAUUUCGGAAACAUGGAAUUCGAUUCAAACAUUUAACUGUUUGAAGAAGCUGGCUCAUUCUGUGUUAAACGUAUUUUCAUCUAUGACUGUGAGCCAUUUUCAGAGAGGAAUAACAUUAAAGACUCGCUUAAAAUCCGUUUGGCAGAUGACUCCAAUACAGCGUGCAUUCUGAACAUCUUACAAUCCUUAUAUAAAUUAUUUGUCAUCUAAUCUGCAACAACAGAAGUCACAUAAAUGCUACUUUAAUUUGAAUUACAUGUAUAACUAAAACUUUUAUUAUUAUACAGUGCAAAAUGUAUUUUUUCGUAGUAAAUAAAGAGUUUUGAGUUGUUUGUAUUUAGUUUUAUUAUCUUCCCAAAAAUAACAGGCCAAAAUUAUUUGACGGCACGUGUAUACCUCAUUAGACAUUUCUUCAGAAAAAUGGCACGUUGAUCCAUAAAGGUUCGCCACCCCUGCUGUAGAUGAAUAAUUAGUAGGAUUUCGUGAUCGAUGUCCUUUCAAACAGUAUAUACCAAGUAAGCCUCUAAAUAUGGGAUCAAAAUAAGAAAUUCAUGUGGUAGUAAAAACUUUGCAUGUAUUGAAAACACAAAUUUGCACUAAAGAACAAGGGUUAAAGCCAGAGAAAAAUCAGAGAAUGCGAGUAGUGUGUAAUCUUACUUAUGGGCAUUCGGCACACAAUAUUACAUGUGAUAAUCUUUUCACAUCUUGCAACUUAGGACAACUUCUUCUAAAACAGAAAAUGACUAUGCUUGGCACCAUUAGAAAAGAUAAAUCAGAACUUCCUGAAGAAAUGCUAAACAAAGAAGUUAACAGCUCAUUAUUUUAUUUUACGAAGACUCAAUAGUUGUAAACUACAUCCCAAAAAAGAACAGGAACGUUAUUCUUAUGAACAAUUUGCAUCAUGACAAAGAAGUUGGAAGUAGAACUGACAAAAAACAAUUAAUGAUAUUAGAUUAUAAUUCAACUAAAGGGGCUGUGAAUACUUUUUAUCAAAAUUUAAAUACAUACGCUUGUAAAAGAAAACCAAAUCUCUGGCCCAUGAUAGUAUUAUAUAACAUACUUGAUACUUCUGCCUACAAUGCAUUUGUUCUAUGGAUGUCAAUGCAUAGCCGAUGGAACGAAAACAAAGUGACUAAACGAAGGCUAUUUUUGGAAGAACUGGUAAAAUCGCUCAUUUUCCCACACAUUGAAGCAAGCCCACAUCUACUAAGAAGUGAGGACUCAAUAAGAAUAGUGAAACAAAUAUAGAGAAAAAGGGAAAACGUACCAUCGGGAUCAGCAAAGAAUGUUUUAUUGUGUGCCGAAGUCAAGGUGCAAUUUCUGUCCAUCAAGCAAUGACAACAAAACUAAUAUGUUAUGCCACAAAUGUAAGAGUCAUAUUUGAAAAUUUCAUGUUAGGUAUUACUGUUCAAAUUGUAAAUAAAGGCAAGUUUCAAUUUCGAAAAUUUCUCUGUUAUUUUUGUAGAUACUUUAUAUUAUGAGAUCUAUUUUUAAACUUACAUUACUAUUGCUUAAACCAUUUCUUAAAUGGGACCUGUCAUUUAUUGCAAGAAAGGUUAGUUUUCUGAAUCGGGUCAUAUUGACCCGAACACUACGUACGUGGAGUUAAUACGAACAGAACAGCAGGGUUAAAUGUGUUACCCAUUUUAAAGUUUUGGAAUAAAGCAUGCAUUCUAACCCAAGAUAAGGGCUUUGAUUUAUCAUUUUGUGUAUGUUUGUGUCAUAAGUUGGAGCUUUGAGAAAACUGCUUUGAAUGCUAUCAAAGUCGCUUCUUUGACUUGUAAAUAUAAAAGUGUAUAUACGUGUAAUGGUAAAUUUGUCUGUGUUUCUAAGUUUGAAACUGGGAACAUAUAAUGCUCUCAAAGAGAGUUUUUCUUAAAAGUUUUAAAUAUUGUUGGGUCCUGCAGUGAUAAGUUUCUAAACUAUCAUUGAAAUUAAACAAGUAAUGUGUAGUAAUAAUAAAACAAGGUUUUAUUCCAUUGUAACAAAAUGCAGGAAAAAUCGUUUUUCAUUUUAUGGAAAUUGAUUUUAAAACAACUGCCAUUUCAUCUUGACAAAUUUUUCUAUUUGAGGAGGUAAUAGAUAAUAAGAUUCUUUUAAUUGAACUCUCUUUAAAAUGAGAAUUUAUCAAAAUCGAGAGAUACAGCCAUAUGCGAGUUGGUAAAUUUCUUAAUGCAGUAAGAAAGACAUGCAACUGAAGUCAUUGAUAAAGCAAUUUUGUCUGCUUUUGAAUCGCUUGUUAAUUAACGUUCAUUUGUAUGCUAAAAUUUCACCUGAAAAGUUUGUAAAAGUUUUAGCGAUAUUCUACGUUUCAUAUUUACUCUAGUCGUCUAAAAUAGUAAAUCAGCCGAGGAAAUCAAAUUUAUAAAUUACCCUCUAUCCAAAGCAUGCUUAUGUUUUUUGGUUUCAAGUAAUAUAGCAUGAUAUAUUAAUUUCAUUUUAACAAGAGAAUCAGAAGUUCUUUAAUUUUCACUAAAAAAUAUAUCAAAUUAAUCUGUAUAUUUUGCUCAGUUGAUAUUAUUCAAAAAUUUCAUGUUAAAUUUAGCUAAAUUAUCAUUAUAGCUGUCCUUUAUCCUAUAAAUUUUACGUAGGUAUUAUUUCCAGGUAUUGCACUUACUGAUUAAAGAUUCUUUGUUGGUUCUGUCUCUAAAGACAAAAUGCUCAUGUUAUUCUCCAGUUAUGGGUAAAACAUUAUGUACACAUAUUAUACAUUCUGUUAAUUUUUUAUUUUUUAUUAUAGAAGUUAUUUUUACAGGUUCUAGAGUUGUAUGUUUGUACUUUUUAAUUUAGAAAACUUGCAAGUAUGAAGGAGGGAAGGAGAAUAGGAUUUAUUUUAACUAUGUUGAAGAAUUAUUUUGAUUUGUAAAAAGAUGUAAAAUCAUGUUUUGGCUAUAAGAAAAUUGAGACUUGCUAUAAAUAGUGAAUUGUUGGAUUACUGAUGAAUCCAAUAGGGUGGUUCUUGCAUUAUAAGGAGGUAUUUAAUUAAUAAUUAAUUAAAAAUAAUUGAUUAAAUUAUAUUAAAAUGGAUAAUUAAUAGGAGAUAAUUAAAAAAACAAUAUUCUCUAUUGUUUUUUAAAAUUUUAAUGUCAGUGAAUUCAACAUGUACUCAAUGAAAAUUAGCAUUUUGUUGACUGUUUUUUACAAAUUCCAGCAUAUGAAUUAUUGAUUUCUAGCCUCGGACAAUUUUAACGUAUUGUUUACUUUUCUGGAUAAUGAAUAUUUUGGUUAUGCGAUUCUUUUGUUCUGGAAAUUUAAAUUUUGUUGAUAACUCGCAGGUAAAUAAUUUCUUCACUGAAGGGUUAGUAAUUAUAUUAUCUCUCAAUAAAUUAAAAUAUAAUGAUGGAAAGCCUAAACCUGAAAACAGAAUAAAUGGAAACCAAAAGUCAACGGAAUGCUGAACAAUCGUGCAAAGUGACAUUGCACACUCUCAAGUUAAAAAAAAAAAAAAAAAAAAAAACUUUCGCAACAGAAAGGAUAUUAAAUUUGACAAUACCUGCAAAUAACAUCUUAGUUGGUAAAGGCAGUGUUUGUAAAUAUCGUUUUAUAUGUAGGUACAAUGCUACAAAAAAAAAAAAAAAAACACUUUCAUAUUCUGUAGUCUUUUUACAAACACUUUCAUGAUCUUUGUUUAGUGGAAAAUUUAUUGUUCUUUGAAAGCUGCAACAUUCGUAUACUUGAAUUUUUUCAUGUGUUUGGAUUUUUUUUUUUCCCAGCACCUUUCUUUAAUAUGCAGAUAUUGCUGUUGAAUUUUAUAAAUGUGAACUCGAUGUAGCAAUCGAAAUUGUGUUUUCUAUGGAAGUAUGUAACUUUCAUGAGUAGUACCUUCUGGAAUAAUGCCAUUUUUAAUUAAAUAAAAGACGAAUUGUUUCGUGAAUAUUAUCUUGGAUGGACUAAAUGUGAAAGCAAUUCGUUACAAAUUUCAAAGUUUGUUUUACAAGGUGCAUAAAUGAUAUAACUUUCCUUAAAAAGUAGUAUGAUGCAUGCCAUUUUCCAUUUUUUGCAUUAAAAUUUUGCUUUAUUAGUUUUUUUUUGUAAAUACUUACUAAAUGUGCCAAAAGAGCGAUUUGAAAACGUCUGAAGAUCUGUAUGAACAGUCUUACUUAUUUGGAAGAACUUGACACUGAUUUUACUUUAAGCACAGAUUUGCAACGCCUUUAUGAAGUUCAAAGCUGUUUCAGUUGUACUGUUUCUGCUUUGUGGUCAGCGCCUGAUAGAUAGCUCUUUUAUUUCGAUUAAAUCGGCUUCUAUUAUAUUUCGUUUUACUUACAGAAUAUUGUCUUUGAUUAUUUCAAAUGAUGCAUAUUUUUCAUAUGGAGAAAAAUGUCUAGAGGAAGAAAAUAUAGGAAACAUUUGUGUAAAUUUACUGGUUGCAUGAUAUUUUUAUAUUGAAAUGUAUUUUAUUUCAGUAGUUUGCUUACAUAUGGUGUUGAAGUUAUAUACAUUCCCUCAUAUCUCAUUGUAAUUUAAAUGUUACUAAACAUCUGACAUGCAUGUACUCAUUACCAUAAGAAAAAAAAAUAUUAGUAAUUGUUAGUAGUGUAUACUGCUUUUUGAUGUUUAUGGGAACCAGCCAUCUGUGAGUGAUAAAUACUAAUAAUUUAGCAGUUAGCUAAAAAAAUCUGAGAUGGAAAGUUGUGUUUCAUGUCUUAUUAAUGUAAAAUUUUCCAGUUUCUCAUUAAAUUUAUUUCUGAAUUAAUUUUUUUAUCUGGGAAUGAAUUUAAAUUGUAUAUGUGGCAUGUUUUCAAAUCUUAUCAAUAUAGAAUUUCAUCAUUUGUCUUCUCUGCAUUUUGGGUUUCAUUUCUGAAAGAGUAUAUGGAUAUCUGACUUUAAAUUCUUUAACUUGAACAUUUGUAAUACCAUUUAUGGCAAAAGAGCUGUUUAGAUAUUGCCCUCAACCUAGUUUUCUUCCUGAAUUAAAUUAAGUUUUUGAAAUUGGACAUUAAAUGCUAAAAAUUUUAACAUUUUUUUAAAAAAAAUCGUUUUUUUUUGUUUUUGUUUUAAAUUUAGAAAUUGGUCAGUAAUAUCAUAUGUUUUUAAUCUUUUAUGUUGAAGACUUUAUCAGUAAAUAGAAUUUAUGAACUUGCAUGGUCCCAAAAUCCUAUAUCAAAAUGUACCAUUGUAUUAUGUGAUUUUUAUUCUUUAAAAUAAAAUUUUUCAGUGUCUAAUUGCUUCGCAGUAACUAAUAAAUAAAAAAUUUGAAAUUUUUAAACGCGAUACAUUUUAAGUUAUUUGUUCUAUUUAUUAAGCUGGUUCAAAGUACAACUCCAUUUUGUGAUUUAUGUUAUUGAUCUAGAUAUAAUUCUUAUCCUGCUUUAUCUAAAUGGAUGCAUUUUUAGUUUUUCUUGCAUAUUUUUUUUAUGUUUGCUGAAAUUGUAUUUGUAUUGAUUUAUGCUAUGUGAAAUGUUUGUGGUAUUUUGUGUAACUUUUUGUUCUAUAUUUUAUAAAAACGUGCUUUUUUUUUCUUUCUAAAUUGAAGUUGUUUAGUUUGUGUGAGUGUUUUCUUCAUUCUUGUAUUUUUGUAUAAAAAUGCAUAAAUACCCUAAAAUAAUCUAUUAAAAUAUCUGUAUUCUUGACAGAGAUUAUUACUACGUAGGAAUUAUUUAGAAUAUGUUUAUAGCAGCACAUGCAUAUUUGGAUAAAUUAUAAUUUGAUCUUUCAUUGAUUUUUAAGCAUAUUUAUAUUAUGCAAAAAUAUCAGUUUCAUUCUUACCUAUAUUUUAUAAAUACCCUAUAUAGAAAGUCUCUUGGUUUCCGUUACGGAAUUUGUUAUGAUACAUAAAUCUUGUGCUUCGCUGAAAGCAUUUUUAUUGCAUAAAUCGAACAUCAGAUAUUUCUGCUAACAAAUAUGCAUAUACUGUAAAGAAUGUUCAGUAUAUCUGUUAAUUUUAUUAAAUCUUAUAUUUCGCAUUAUUGAAAUAUAAUUGCAAUUAAAUUACUUCACAUUUGCAGAAUGUAUAUAUCUUGUUUUCCUUUCCUCUCGUUUUUUAGUUAAAUGAUCGUGCUUAUAUAAUAAUUUUGGAAUUCUCCUAGAAUUUCCCUUACAUAGUGCUUAUUUGUAGCUACAUGACACAGUUUUCGGUCAUCAGGUAAAAGUAUAUCGUUUUUGUGAUAUUUUGAUUGCAAAUACGGCACAAAUUUUGUUAAAAAUGCCAUUGGUGAAAAGCAGUGGGACCCUUUAAUUAAGCUUAAUUAUGUUAUCUAUUAUGUAUGUUUCUAUUAUGUUACAGUAAAAAAUAUCUAUUAUGUAUGUUUCUAUUAUGUUACAGUAAAAAAUAUUCACUUCAUGCUCGUUAUUCAUUAUUUGUUUUAUUUAUUUCAACCUUUUACUUAAAUUAGUGACAAUGAAAUUAUUAUUUAUAAAAUCAGUGACAAUGAAAUUAUUAUUUAUAAAAUCAGUGACAAUGGAGUUUUUAUUUAUCCAUCUGAAUUCAAACAAAAUUUGUAGUUCAUUUUUUUACAGCCGUUAUUUGUGUAUAUUCAUAUUCAUAUUGCACUUCUAAAAUUUUAACGUUUUUCAUUUGUUAGUGACAUGUUCACUUGUUAUGAUAUAAUAUCCAUAUUUAUGUAUAUGUAUAAUUUUGACUUUUGAUAUACAUUAUAAUUAUUUGGUCUGCAGUGUCAUUAAAUAGGUUUUUAAAAUAAGAUUUAGGAAAAGAAAAUGCAUCUGAGAUGUGGUUCCUUUGCAAAAUUUUGCAAGGUUAAAAAUAUUGUUUUGUUCUUACAUUUUUUACUAUUAAAAUAUCGAAUUAUAUGUAUGUGUUAAUUAUUUGCACCAUCAUAUAUAAGAUAAUUUAUUUUUAUGACACAAAAGAUCUAAAUAUAUUGCUUUAAUAUUAAGAGAAAACAUUUAAUCAAAGAAUUUUUCCAAGUAAUACUUUUCACUAUUUUGAUUCCAUCUUAAUAUUAAUCUUCUGUUUUGUAAUUUAGUAUUAUUUUUAUAUUAUAUUUAUAAGUUUGGCGUAUUUUUGUUAUCUUCUGCAGUUUUGUUCAUUAUUAAAUGUUAAGUUGUACAUUUUAUAUAUACUGGGUGUCCCAAAAAGAUGGAACAUGCUUCUCUUCCCCCUAAAUAUUGCAUUUAGGCAUUUACUUCCAAUUACAAAAUUACAUCAGAUAACGUGAAAAGCAAUUUCGCGUCUGUGUUGAUAGUUAAAAAAUGUACAUCUCCCGUAAUGUAAAAGAGUCGAUUAGUAAAAUGUUUUCUUAACAAUCAUCCUUUCAUUAAAUUUCACAUUUCUAUUUAUAAAAUUUGUUGAGAUAGGCUUAUUUUUAAAUUUAGAGCCAUAAUUUUAAUUAGUUUUAAAUCACAUAUUCAGAUGGAAGCAUUUACUUUAGGAAUACAAAUUUAUUCGAUACAGAAAAAUUGUCAUAUGUAAAUAUUUGUCUGAUAGUACAUUAUCUAAUCAGUAUUAUUCGAAAGAAAUUUGCUUAUCACGCUUAAUAUUCACUUUGAAAGAUCGGCAUUUGCUUCGACUUUAUAAGGAAGGGAUGAUAAACUAAACUUUUAAGCAAUAAGAAUAAUAAGUUUUUAAACAAUAAGAAUUGAAUUUUGGAACCUUUCCAGGAAGUGUUCUUACAGAAUAUUAAACCGUUCUAACUGUGAUAACAAACUACUAGAAUCUUACUUCCCUGGAGAAGAAGGGGAAAUGAAGUGUUAUAUUAAUGAUAUGGCAAUUGAUACGGCUUUAUAUAAGUGAUAUAGUACCCUCAUGCUGGAGCGAGAACAGUCAUUUCAGAGUUCAACAUUCCAAAAACGGCAGUGUAGGGAAUAUUUUGUUUUAAUAACUGGCAUCCGUAGAGCAUUUAUGGAGUCUAUGGACUGUUACAGCAGUUAUAUGGGCAAUUACACGAUCGAUUUCUGGAACUUCACAGUUGAUUCCUACUUCAGCUAACGUCACAUAAUUCUUUUCUGAGAAGUGAGAUUUGGAUUGGGGAAUCUUGUCUUAAGCAACAAGGGAGUAUUAAUCUUCAAAAUGAUCACUUUUCGAAUAAUAACUCAUUCUUCGUAUUACAGUUUCCUCACCAAUGGCAAUUUUCUAUAAAUGUGCAUCCUUCCAUCAGCUACAGAAAUUAAAUGAAACUUAUGAAUUAUGGAUACAUAGUGGGAAACUGCAAAAAGCGCGGAAACUACCCUCUUUCCAAAUCUUUGCUCACAGCAAUGCUAGUAGCAGUAAAAGAAUUUUAGCAUUACAAAAAAAAAAAAAAAAAAAAAGCGGAACCUUGUUUCAGCAUGAAUACAAAAACACUGGAGUCGCUUCUCAUUUCAAAAAUAUAUGUGGGAGCGUGUUAUGAUGUUGAACUGAGCAAUCAUGGCUUUAAAAAGGAAAAGUGCUUUCUAUUUAAUAAUAAUAAAAAAAAAUUGUAAAUGUCUAACAAAUAGCGUUAAUUUCUUUCAUAAAAAAAUUGCACAGUGUGAUGUUUUAAAAAUAUUUUAUUUAUAUAUUUAUUCAGUAAUAAAUGUUUUGUUAAAUCAUUUUGAGUAAUGUUUGAAAAUGUUUGUUUUAAUUAACUAAAAUUGCUUGGAUGCAUUUAUUUAACAAUUUUUUUAUAUUAUGUUAUAUAUCGGUAAAAAAUACUAAAGACGACUGGGUAAUAAAUGUUGGAGGGUAUGAAAGUGUGGUGUAGCAGCUUAAAAAAAUUCAUUGAUUAGUCCUAUUUUGUACAGCAGUACACUGAGUGGUUACCGACAUAUUCAGUUAGUUUUUAUCGGCAUUAAAACCGAAAAAAAAAAACAAAAAAAAAAAAA
This is a messenger RNA of Argiope bruennichi, 12436 nucleotides long. RefSeq names its product protein O-GlcNAcase-like (gene Oga). The transcript is spliced from 15 exons. Lineage: Eukaryota; Metazoa; Arthropoda; Arachnida; Araneae; Araneidae. The coding region runs from base 210 to 2858 and encodes 882 amino acids. The record is from RefSeq and is a predicted model, not a curated record. Gene Ontology annotation, biological process: glycoprotein metabolic process. Gene Ontology annotation, molecular function: beta-N-acetylglucosaminidase activity.